This is a messenger RNA of Daucus carota subsp. sativus, 2731 nucleotides long. Its product is annotated as exocyst complex component EXO84C. The coding region runs from base 234 to 2567 and encodes 777 amino acids. The record is from RefSeq and is a predicted model, not a curated record. Gene Ontology annotation, biological process: exocytosis; intracellular protein localization; Golgi to plasma membrane transport. NCBI's taxonomy places the organism in Eukaryota, Viridiplantae, Streptophyta, Magnoliopsida, Apiales, Apiaceae. Gene Ontology annotation, cellular component: exocyst. The transcript is spliced from 7 exons.
GCCCAUAUCAAAUUGCAUUAUAUUCUGCAAACACUUGUACUGAAGCAUAAUAGACCCACAUUACAAACACCCCCUGAUUUCAAAUUUUCAUUCUAUACGCAAUUUCUGUCUGAAGAAACAAUCGAGAAAGCAAGGCAGAGAGGGAGAGAGAGGGAGAGAGAGACAGAGAGAGAGAGUGAGAAAGAAAGAGAGUGAGAGAGAGUGAGAGAGAGAGAGAGGGGGGAGGGAGAGAGAUGGAGAGCAGUGAAGAAGAAGAUGAUUUCCCAACAAUUGAAUCUGUCACCCCACAAUCUAAAAUUGAUUCUUCGUAUCAAUCCAAGUUCGAAAAGGGCAUCAGAAAGAUAUGUUUUGAGCUUCUGGAUUUAAAGGAUGCAGUAGAGAACUUAUGUGGGAACACUCGUGCAAAGCAUAUGGCUUUCUUGAGGUUAUCAGAAGAGGUUGUAGAGAUGGAACAUGAAUUAAAUGAACUUCGGAAGCAAAUUUCUGGACAAGGAAUCCUUGUGCAGGAUUUGAUGAGUGGUGUAUGCCGGGAACUGGAAGAAUGGACGAGUGCUAAUGGAGGCUUUAUUGAAGCUGAUCAGAAAUCUCAAAAAGUUGAUAUGAAGAAUCCCUUACAAAGUGAAGAGGAAGAUCACAGGUCAAAUGUUUUAGAGAAUAUUGAUGUUCUUCUGGUUGAGCACAGAGUAGAAGCAGCAAUAGAGCUGAUUUGUGCAGAAGAGAAAAGUAACCCCCAGCUAAAAGGCAUUGGUGAUCCUUCUUCUACUGAAACUUCAUCUUUCAAGUCUGUCUUUCUGAAAAGAAAAUCAAUGCUUGAAAAUCAGCUAGUUGAGAUCGCGGAACAGCCAUCAGCGGGUUCCACUGAACUAAAGGAGGUUUUGUCUGGUUUGGUAAAGCUCGGAAAAGGUCCAUUGGCUCAUCAGCUACUGCUAAAAGCAUAUGCAUCACGCCUUCAAAGAAGCAUAGAAAAUUUUAUUCCCCUUUGCCCAUGUUACCCUGGAACAUAUCCAGCUACGCUGUCUAAUCUUUUAUUCUCUGCAAUUUCUAUGACAGCAAGGGAUGCUGUUCAGAUGUUUGGUGAUAAUCCCCUUCACAGCAGUAGAAUUGUUCAAUGGGCAGAAUGUGAGGUUGAAACUUAUAUACGAUUAGUCAAGGAAAAUGCACCCUCUUCCGAAACAGUACUUGCUUUACGUGUUGCUAGCAUUUGUGUUCAGGCUAGUCUUAACCACUGUUCUGCAUUAGAGUCUCAAGGCAUAAAACUCUCAGAAUUGUUACUGGUGCUUUUGCGGCCAUACAUAGAAGAGGUUUUGGAGUUAAAUUUUCGACGGGCUCGAAAGGUGGUUCUUGACCUGGCAGGAAAUGAUGAGAGCUUGCCGUUGUCACCUCGUUUGGCAUCUCCACUGUCUAUAUUUUCAGCAUCAUCUAAUAAUGUGAUUGUUGACAGUGGAAUGAGGUUCAUUUUCAAUGUCAAAGAUAUAGUAGAGCAGCUAACCCGCCUAACCAUUGUACACUUUGGAGGCAGUACUUUGAUUAGAAUUUCACAGCUAUUUGAUAAUUAUGUUGAUGCUCUCAUCAAAGCCUUACCUAGUCCUUCGGAAGAUGAUAGUCUAACGGAGCUGAAAGAGGCUAUACCUUAUAGAGCUGAAACAGAUUCCCAGCAGCUUGCACUAUUAGGAACUGCAUUUACAGUUGCAGAUGAGCUACUGCCGAUGGUUGUUUCAAGAAUUUGGAGUGUAUUGAAUGAACUCAUGGAAGCUGAAAGUGCUCUUAAUAAAACAACUCCCUCUCCUAGUAGUAACAUAGAUUUUAAGGAAUGGAGACGCCACAUUCAACGUUCACUGGAUAAGCUGAGAGAUCAUUUUUGUCGGCAGUAUGUUUUGAACUUUAUAUAUUCUAGAGAUGGUGAAGCCCGACUAGAUGCAGAAAUUUAUCUAAAUGGAGAAGGAGAUGACCUUGUCUGGGAUUCUGACCCUCUUCCUUCGUUACCAUUCCAGGCGUUAUUUGGAAAGCUGCAACAGCUAGCAACUGUAGCUGGAGAUGUCUUACUCGGGAAGGAAAAGAUACAAAAGGUUUUGCUUGCUAGGCUUACGGAGACUGUGGUCAUUUGGUUGUCUGAUGAAAACGAGUUUUGGGGUGUUUUAGAAGACAAGUCAGCUCGUCUGCAGUCAAUAGGGUUGCAGCAGUUAAUUCUUGACAUGCAUUUUACUGUUGAGAUUGCACGUUUUGCUGGUUAUCCAUCCAGACAUGUGCAGCAGAUAGCAUCGUCAAUAAUUACGCGUGCAAUUAAGACAUUCUCGGCUAGAGGCAUAGAACCACAAAGUGCAUUACCGGAGGAUGAAUGGUUUGUUGAAGCUGCAAAGGCUGCAAUAAACAAACUUCUAUUAGGUGCAUCUGGAUCAGAUACAUCAGAAAUUGAUGAAGAGCAUAUUCUAAUAGACGACGAGGAGGUCUCUACAGACUCAGACAACUCCCCUUCUUCUCUGUCAUCUGUAGAUAGUUUUGACUCUUUUGCCUCAGCAACUGCAGCUGAUCUGGAAAGCCCCAUUUAUUUGACAGACUCCGAGGGUUGAAUAUUAGAAGAUAAUAUAUUUACAUCUGGGUAGGGACCCUGAGGAAGAUUUAUGUAAAUCUUAAUUUAGGUAAGCUAUUGAUCAAUUUUUGUAGGAGUUCACUUACAUAUGUACUGUUGUAUCAAUUUGUUGUUUAGACUUGUCUACAUAAAAUAGAUUCAUGA